This is a messenger RNA of Lizanozyma spartinae, 570 nucleotides long. RefSeq lists its product as uncharacterized. The transcript has a single exon. Lineage: Eukaryota; Fungi; Ascomycota; Pichiomycetes; Serinales; Debaryomycetaceae. The coding region runs from base 1 to 570 and encodes 189 amino acids. Gene Ontology annotation, biological process: N-acetylglucosamine metabolic process. Gene Ontology annotation, cellular component: cytoplasm. The record is from RefSeq and is a predicted model, not a curated record.
AUGUUGCUGUGGGAGCAAAUCAAACUGAUGGUAGAGAAAGAUGAAAUAGGCUAUUUCUAUAGGUCUGAGGAAUCAAAGCUAAAGUACUAUAAGUUAAAAGAGAAAUGCCAGAAGGAAGGUAUUACCUUGUACCAGAAUCUUGUGGUGCAUUCUCUUAAUUGGUAUACACAUAAAGAAGGAGUUCCACUUGGUAAAAAUGGUUUACCUGAUGAUAAAGACAUAAUAGUUAAAGAACUGAACCCCACACUAUUUGCAGAUCCAUCAGACUACAAGUUUCUUGUAAAUGAAUACGGAUACGAUUUUCCUAAGAAUCUGAUCCACUUAUGCUUAUGGUUUAAGAACUUUAUGGUUCCUGAUCCCAAAAGUGACGUUGGUGAUAUCAGUAUUGAAACAAAGCAUGUUAUUGAGAGAGGACUACAGAAUUUAUUAGAGCCUGUGGGUGUGAAACGAGAUCAAUACGUAUGGUUCAAAAACUGGGCAGCAUUACAGAGUAUUCGAUUGUUAAGUCAUGUACAUGUGGUUAUAGUAGAUUUAACCUCUGAACAACUUGCCCAGAUUUUAGCAUUGUAG